AUGUCUUCGCCCAAGGUCCUCAUCAUAGGCUGUGGCAUGGCCGGGCCCGUAGUCGCCUGCCUCCUCAAGCAAAAAGGCUACGCCCCCAUCAUCUUCGAGCGCUCCCCGGCGCCGGCGGACGUCGGCGCGUCCCUGAUGAUCUGCCCCAACGGGCUCAAGGUGCUCAACCUGAUCGGGCCCGUACCCGAUCGGUUGCUCCAGAACGGCCCGCCCGUGCUCGAACUGUGCGACUACAAGGCGUCCGGGGAGGUCCUCGGCCGCUCCGACGUACCGACGGAGUUUGCGAAGCGGUACGAGCAGCCGGCGGUGGGCGUCAAGCGGACACUGGUCACGGAGUGGUUGCGGGAGUUGGCGGUGGAGAGCGGGGUGGAGGUGCGGGAGGGCUGGAAGCUGGAGCAGAUCCAAGAGGGGGAGGAUAGUGUGACUGCGUUCUUUGAUGGGGGAAGACAGGAGACGGGGUGUUUCCUGGUGGGGUGUGAUGGGUUGAAGGCUGCGACGAGGAGGUUAUUGCUAGCGCGUGGGGGGAUCGAAGAGGGGACGCCAUCAUUCACGGGACUGACGCAGACCGCCGGCAUCUCCCCCACGCCCGAAGCAUUCCGCAACACCCCCGGCGCGCGGAACUGGUACGGCGAGCUCAGCCACAUCAUCAGCUAUCCCAUCACCCACGACAAGACGUCCUGGGGGCUGACGCUCCCGGGCAACACCGAGGAGGAAGCCGCCUGGGGCCUCUUCAGCGACGAGAAGCGCGCCGCCGAGAAGGAGAAGAUGGCCGAGAUGCUGCAGGCCAAGAACUGGGACCCCGUCGUGCUGGGAAUGGUCGCCUCGGCGGAGCGGCUCAUCAAGUACGGCAUCUACGACCGCCCCGAGCUCGAGCCGGAGCAGUGGUACUCGGGCCGGUGCGUCAUGGUCGGGGACGCGGUGCAUCCGACGAGUGUGCACCUCGGGCAGGGGGCGAACCAGGCCUGCGAGGACUGUUACUACCUCACGAAGGAGAUUCCGGAUUUCGAUGCGGCGAGAGAGCUGCGCACGGCUGUGCUUACGCAGGCUUUCAGGGCGUACGCGACGAGGCAGCAGCCGCAUACGUCGCUGCUGGUCAAGGGCGCGCGGGCGGUUGGGCUGGCGCGGGUGGCUGCGCCUGAGUUCUGCGCGCAGCGUGACGAGGCUGUGACGAAGAGCAUGGCGGACCGGGCUGGGUUGCAGAAGAAGUUUGAUUUUACGUACUCCAGGCCGUUUUGA
This is a messenger RNA of Colletotrichum chrysophilum, 1236 nucleotides long. RefSeq lists its product as uncharacterized. Lineage: Eukaryota; Fungi; Ascomycota; Sordariomycetes; Glomerellales; Glomerellaceae. The transcript has 3 exons. Gene Ontology annotation, molecular function: monooxygenase activity; FAD binding. The record is from RefSeq and is a predicted model, not a curated record. Bases 1 to 1236 code for a protein of 411 amino acids.